This is a messenger RNA of Laccaria bicolor S238N-H82, 903 nucleotides long. RefSeq lists its product as uncharacterized. Lineage: Eukaryota; Fungi; Basidiomycota; Agaricomycetes; Agaricales; Hydnangiaceae. The transcript is spliced from 3 exons. The coding region runs from base 1 to 903 and encodes 300 amino acids. The record is from RefSeq and is a predicted model, not a curated record.
AUGGUGUUCGCACCAGAGUUUCUACCAUCCAUGGCUGAACAUUGCGUUAUCAGUGCCCUAGCGGAGCUCUUCCGCCCACGAAUUAAAACGUCAUACAUCCCCUUCGAGUGCGGUUGGGUGGCAUUGUUGAGUGUGUUUGAGAUUGGUGCUGCUAUCAGCGUUGUAGCGAAUGGACCUCUGAUGCUUUGUCGCGGAAAAAGUGAUUGGGAGAUCUGCGUAUCGGUUUCGCUUUUACUUCCGGUGACGUGGUUGAAGAGCCUCGUUUCUUUCAGCUACUUUCUGGCAUUGUUCUUCACGAGUAUGGCGCAUGUCCGUGAUGACCCCGAAUUAUGGAGCAAAACGAUGUAUACGGUUGGCUGGUUCAACUCUCCAAGAGCUUCAUCGAAGCAACAACCCCAAAAGCGUGCAAAUGAUAUUUGGGAGGAAAAGCCGCACGAGGAAGAAAACCCUUAUUCCCGAUACCUGGAUGAUAUCGAAUCUACUAGCAGCCGCAAGUUAAAGGCUCAGUCGAUCGACACCGAUAUCCCAGCGCCCUGGGCACGCGUAACCAAUGUCAGACGGGGCGUCGACGCUCCGUUUGCCAAGCGAGAUGGAGGGCUGUCCACCCAAACGUCUCCACAAUCGAUGGGCGAAAAGUCUUUGCCCUUGACGCCUAUAUACGCGAAGAUGCAAGCAUCCAAAACGGGGACGGUUGGCUCUCGCUUCAUUGAAAAGUUCCGGGAAUCAAGAGUCCUAUCGCGCUCUGAAACUCCUUCUCAAUAUGGAUCGCACUUUAUGACGACGGAUUAUCCCCCUGUUAUUGACCAUGACUUGCCCAUCCCACUGCCCCGUUUGUCAGAGUGGGUUCGGGCCGAUGCGCUUAGAGGAAUCAACGUUCACACUGUGCCACAUACUCAUCGGUAG